GAUCACUCUAGCGGCAAGCUGAGCAGCAAGGGUCACCCUGCAAUCACAUGCUAGCACAAACAUCCAAUGAUAGUCCAGUACUUCAGCCUACGCAGCCAUGGGGCUUGGUCUGGGGUGGCCCCAAUCGUUCCUGAAGGACUAUAAGACAUUUGGGAGGCCCAAGGAAAGAUACCAUCCGGUCUAAACUGUCCUGCAAUUCAGGUGCCAUACUCAGCAGCCAUGAAGUUCUCCCUUGCCGCCCUAGUUGUCGUGCUCGCUCUAGCACACGGAAGCCAAGCAGCACAGUCCCCCGAGGUUGAGAAGCUGGCACAGUAUUUCCAGGAUCUGUCAGCUCAGCUGACCUCCACCACUCAGGAGCUAGUGCAGAAGAUCCAGUCAGAGACCUUCAUAGAGGAUGGAAAGGCCCAGCUGCAGCAGAUCCAGGCCCAGCUGGCACCCCUGGCAGAUAAUAUGCAGGCCCAGCUGAAGCCGCUGGCUGAGAACAUGCAGGCCCAGCUUAAGCCUCUGGUUGACAACAUCCAGGCUCAGAUGGAAGACCUCUUCCGCAAGUUGAUGGACCAGACCAAGUCCCUCGGCCAAUAAAGCAGUUAUUUUUCAAUAACCUUAUCACCUCAGACCGAAUCAACAGCUCCAUGGGCUUACAAUCAGCCAAAACCAACCCACCAAGAGUUGGAACCAGACAAGCUUUCAACCCUCUGCUUAAGUCAACCAAUCAAUCACAUUUAUUUAUAAAGCCCUUCUUACAUCAGCUGAUGUCACAAAGUGCUGUACAGAAACCCAGCCUAAAACCCCAAACAGCAAGCAAUGCAGGUGUAGAAGCACGGUGGCUAGGAUAAACUCCCUAGAAAGUCUUCUGUAUUUGUGCCAAGACGAAUGUUGUUGACAUGCAAAGACAGACAGUAGUAACAGAACAACAUUCAAACUUGGAAACUGGUUCUGUGGUCUCUAUUGUAAUUUGUAGUCUAUUCAUUUUCACUGAAAUUAGUUUCCAGUCAUACAUCACUUCACAUAUUUGUUUGGUGUACGAUUAUUGAAAAUCUGUUUAAUUCCUCAAUUUAGGAAUUCUAGUUUCAAUAACUUAUUUUACUCCAUCAUAGGUCAUACACUACCAACCCAUUCCCUCAAUUAAAACAUCAACACACUCCCCUCUGUAUUUAUUUGGACAGUGAAACAAAAAUGUGUACUUUUGGCUCUUCUCCACAUGUUGUAUUUUAGAUCAAAUGUUUCAUAUGAGGUGACAGUACAAAAUGUCACCUUUCAUCUGCGGGUAUUUUCAUACAUAUCGUUUUUACCGUUUUGAAAUAAAAACAGUGGAGAACGGG
Messenger RNA from Salmo salar (Atlantic salmon), 1322 nucleotides. Its product is annotated as type-4 ice-structuring protein-like. The record is from RefSeq and is a predicted model, not a curated record. NCBI's taxonomy places the organism in Eukaryota, Metazoa, Chordata, Actinopteri, Salmoniformes, Salmonidae.